UCGAGCUCACCACAAUCUCCACUUCACCCUCUCGCUCCAGAACGGCGGCCACGGUCGCUUCCCCUCUCCGGCCGCCACCGCCGCGCAUGGCGUCGCUGCUCCGCCUCCAGGCCCUCGCAGUAAACCUAACGAUACCCCGCCGCCUCCCCUUCCCUCUCCGCAUCUCCCCCGUCGCGGCUCCUCUUGCGGGCCGCCUCUCCACCACCGCGGCCUCCGGCAGCUCGCCGGAGUCCCCCGCCUCGGAACCGGAUUUGGAUUCUGGGCUGUAUCUUGUGGCAACACCAAUUGGGAACCUUGAGGAUAUCACCUUAAGGGCAUUGCGUGUCCUUAAAUGUGUUGAUGUGAUACUAUCGGAAGACACGAGGCAUUCUGGAAAGUUACUUCAACAUUAUAAUAUCAAGACACCUCUUCUCAGCUUUCAUAAGUUCAAUGAGCGUGAAAGAGAGCCUAAUAUCUUAAAGAGACUUCAUGAAGGUGAAGCAAUUGCAUUGAUUAGUGAUGCUGGUACUCCUGGAAUUAGUGAUCCUGGCAUGGAACUGGCUAGAUUAUGUGCUACCGAGGGAAUCCCUGUUAUUCCCAUUCCUGGGCCAUCUGCUGCAAUAGCUGCUCUUUCUGCAUCUGGUUUACCAACUGAUGAAUUUACAUUUGUGGGGUUUUUACCAAAGCAAGCUCGAUCACGAAAAGAAAGGCUUGAAAUAUCUGCUCAUGAAGCUGCCACACAAAUUUUCUAUGUCCCUCCCCAUGGAAUUCAUCAAUUUCUUUCUGAUGCUGCUUCAUCAUUUGGUGAUUCUAGGUCAUGUGUUAUUGCAAGGGAGAUAACUAAAUUGCACGAAGAGUUUUGGCGAGGAACUAUUGGUGAAGCAAAUGAAAUUUUUGCAACUCGACAACCAAAGGGAGAAAUUACCGUGCUCAUAGAGGGAAAGUCGAUUUCAUUCGAUGAAACUCCAUCCGAGGAUUUCCUUGAGCAUGAACUCAGGGAAUUGAUGACACAGGGGCAUCCUCUGUCAGCAGCUGUGAAAAUGGUCAGUGAAGCCACAUCAGCAAAGAAGAAGGAUGUUUAUGCACUUGCAUUGAGGUUAUUUGGAAAAUGAGUAAUAUGCAAUAUUUUGCUCUCAUCUGGUAGUUCAACUUUCAGAAAUCAUGAAGUAUGUUUGGAAGGUGUCAUCCUUUUUAGAUCACGGAUACCUUAUUGCUUGGGUCAUGGGUGUGCUGUGAGUAGCCUGUUGGGCUUGGGCAUGUCCGUGUCCAGUGCUACUCGGUGAUCACAUUGACAUGGGAAUAUCAAUGGCAGCUUUCUGAAGAACCAGCUGAUUCAAACUUUUGAAAGAGGCGAUACUUGGAGAGUUCAGAAUGGGUAUUAUUUCGAUCCAUUUACAAGUUCUUUUCCUUAUCUGACAAUCGAAGAGUCUUUGAUCUGUAGCUGUUCUUUCGUUGUAUAACAGAAGCAUCACUGCAUGACAAGGUACCUGGUUAAGCUAGUUGGUGAAUCAGUAUAUCUCCUUAGAUUUAAUGAUUAAAUUCCCAUUUAAAGAUUCAUUUACCCAUCGUGAAUGGACCAUUGAACACUUGGACAGGUUGCAUACCUGCAGUUCGUCUAGGCCUACGACAAUGGUACUAAAUAAAUAGACAUGACGUUGGCCUUUGUAUUUUGUCGGCCAAGAUAUGGCUCACAUUUUUUGAGAACGAAUUCGGCCCAUAAACGUAUAUCAAUUUAGCCAAUCCCUAUCCCGUGAAC
This is a messenger RNA of Oryza brachyantha (malo sina), 1735 nucleotides long. Its product is annotated as ribosomal RNA small subunit methyltransferase I. The transcript is spliced from 9 exons. The record is from RefSeq and is a predicted model, not a curated record. Gene Ontology annotation, molecular function: methyltransferase activity. Bases 87 to 1091 code for a protein of 334 amino acids. Lineage: Eukaryota; Viridiplantae; Streptophyta; Magnoliopsida; Poales; Poaceae.